AUGUCUUCCUGCAUCACCGAUUUGGGGUUAUGUCAACCAGCGAAUAAGAGACAUCUGCACGAUGGCAAAUGGCAAAUAUAUGGUGUGCUACCUUACGUUGCUCCCGAAGUUUUAAGAGAAAAAGAAUAUACCAGGGAAAAUGAUGUUUAUGGAUUCGGAAUCAUAGCACAUGAAGUGGUUACGGGAUUACCUCCUUUUCAUGAUGUGGCUCAUGAUGAAUCUUUGGCGAUAAAGAUUUGCCAAGGAUUGAGACCAAGAUCUAAUUAUAAGAUUCCAUUUCCAAUUCUAGAUAUCAUUCAACAAUGCUGGGAUGCAGAUCCUUUGAAAC
Funneliformis geosporum is the source of this 328-nucleotide messenger RNA. Lineage: Eukaryota; Fungi; Glomeromycota; Glomeromycetes; Glomerales; Glomeraceae. The record is from the annotation of a GenBank genome assembly.